CUCCCUCCCUUCUAUCCCUAUUAAUUGUGUAAUCAUCUACUUUAACAGGUCUACCCAAUAGAGUAGCUAUGGAGAAAAGGGCCUGGUAGUCAAUGAGGUGAAGGGGCAGCAUAUCCAGAGUAACCCAAACAGGGAAUAUUGGGGAUUCUGACUUGGGGCUGUAGUCCCUAGUCCAUUUAAAAACAUAGAAGGACCUAUCGUAUACAUACCACUUUCUCUUUUGUAAGAAUCUGAUGUAAUCUUCUUCUUCCCUGAAAGUAAAUAAGUUGUCCCUUGCGUUGAUUCUUCUAAUUCUGAACGGCCCAAACCCCAAGUUUAGGAGGAAUUUCUUGAGAAUUGAUAGAUGUAUAGCUUUGUUGAAUCUCCCAACCACCGAAAUUUGCAAUUUGCUCUCCAGUUCUGCCUCUUCUUUCUCUGUGUGGGGUAAGUUAAUUGGGAUACAUGUUGAGAAGGAUGGUGCAGAUAAAACAUGUAGUGUGGAACCUCAGAGCCAGCUCUUGGAUGACGAUCCAAUUUGGAGCAGCCCAGAGGUCAUAGCUGCUGUUGAUUUAGCUGAGAAGGCAGCACAGGUGCGAGCCAAAUAUCAUGAGGUGGUAAGUGAUAUGCCUUCUUUUAGCUUAGGAAUGACACAGGAGUAUGAGGGUGAUGGAUGUGGCGCAACAUCCAUCGAACAUGCUGGGGAAAAGAUAGUUGUGGGGAGUCUGAAUACUGAGGUGACGCCAUUACGGGUUUGUGAAGCGGCAGUUGUAGGGAGUGCUGAGGGAGGGAAAUCAAAUCCUUUUAACAAUAGCAAACAGGAUGAGAAUGAUGCGAAUGAAGAUGUGGGAGGCAUGAAAAGGAAAAGCGAGGAGAUUUUGCAGACCCAAGAAGGAAGGAGGACUAGAAGAAAACAACGAGCAACACUAACGUUGAAGUCACCUUAUAUGAUGCGCAUAAUUGACCCGAAAGAGAACGCUAACACCAAAGAGAAAAACAUUUGGAAAUGGGUUAUGAGUAAUCCAAGAGGUGAUAGAGAUGAAAUUGUCUUUAAGGGCUACAAUAUAUUUGUUGACCGUGGUCAGAUGAUGACGUUGGGGGUUGGUGAGCACAUUUCUGCGAAUGUGUUGGAUGCAUGGUCGUGCAUUUUAAAUAAGAACGAACUGUUUCGUAGCACUACGUCACCUGCUCGCUUCUUUGCAAAGUCACUACGAUGUCCAUAUACGCACGAGGGUAAUGCGUAUGAAGCAGAUGUUGCAUAUAAAUUGUUUUGUGAUGUUAUCGAGUAUGGUUGGAGCUCAACUUCUCCCUGUAAUGUGGACUUGAUUUUCUUUCCAGUACUACAACAAAAGUGGUGUUAUUGCUUAUGCGUGAACCUAAAGAGUAACCGAUUUGAGAUCUUGGACAGCUCCUCUGAGAAUGUAUCAUUUGAUGAUAAAUAUGAUGGAAUGCCCAAGGACAUUGGAGACAUGGUUAUGCGUUUCUUCGACGAGAAAGGCCUUGGUGCGAAGGUUUUGAGGCUUAAGGGCCAAGCUGCACGCCGUUUGGAAAUGCCGUGGAGAGAUGCAAAGACGAUCCAUGAUUAUGGGGUUACAACCAUGAGGCAUAUGGAGACCUACAUGGGUCAAUCUUUGAGGAAAUGGGAAUGUGGUUUGACAAGGGGUGAUCAAAAACCGAUAAAUGCACUGAGGAGCAAAUAUUGUGCUGCGAUUGUGGAGUCAGAUGUUAAUGAGUUAAAAGAUGUGAUCUUGAAGAGGGUCAAGGAAUGUAGCCGGGCAUGAGAGUCUGUUAUGGCAUGGAAACUAUGCAUUUCCUAUUUAUAAGUACUCCUGACAUUUUUAUUAUUUAGAGAUGCUAUUAUUUUUGGGCUAAGCGGUGUUUGGGUGUUACCCAAUUAACUGGUUUUCUUUUUGGUUAUGGUUUUUUGCAACUUGGAUUUCAAUGGUGUCUGUUGACUUGUUGGUUUGGACUUAUGUUUAA
Molecule: messenger RNA, 1956 nt
Organism: Cuscuta campestris
Lineage: Eukaryota; Viridiplantae; Streptophyta; Magnoliopsida; Solanales; Convolvulaceae
Source: the annotation of a GenBank genome assembly